Molecule: messenger RNA, 724 nt
Organism: Bolinopsis microptera
Lineage: Eukaryota; Metazoa; Ctenophora; Tentaculata; Lobata; Bolinopsidae
Exons: 6
Coding region: 16-591 (191 amino acids)
Source: RefSeq, a predicted model, not a curated record
CAGGUAACUAAUAAUAUGGUUCAUACUAAAGUUAUCAUCUUCUUUGGGUGUUUAUUGGCUGUUUGCCAAUCCUUGGGUAAUGCUGACUGUUCGGACGAGGGAUCAACCGAGGCUUGCAUGUACCUGGUUGAACAAUUCGACCUCUGUUCUCCAAACUCUCUGAUGUACCAGAGUAUGGUAAAGAAUUGUCGUCUAGCAUGUGAUCACUGUGAGGAAGAAGGAGAAGAGGAAGAAGACUGGGACAACGACAAUGAUACAGAAGGUAAAACUGAUGGAAGUCAAAACGACGACCCAGGAUGUGAAGAUUCUCUUUCCAAUGAUGCUAACCCUGAUCCAACCCUGAACUGUCUGACUUUCCAAUACUUGUGCGCGGAUUCCUCAGCUAUUGGAGACCGUAUCGCUGCAAACUGUCCUGUCACGUGUGGUACUUGUGAGUUUGAUGAUGAUCCAGUUUGUGAGGACUUGCUGACCUCCCCCAAGUCUCCGGACCCCACUAUUAACUGUCAGACCUUUAAAAAGUACUGUGAAAUGACAGGGAAAGUUGCUGAGAGAGUACAGGCAGAGUGUCGACUGACUUGUGGAUUCUGUUAACUAUCCUUUUCCUCUACAGUCUACUUUCUUUACGUUUUAAUUAAGAACUUGGAGCACAAACAGUUGUUAAAUAUAUUUGUUCGAAUCGAUUAGCUUUGUUGUUAUGCAGUUAGAAUCGUUAUCUUAAGAAGCA